This is a messenger RNA of Diorhabda carinulata, 2090 nucleotides long. RefSeq lists its product as uncharacterized. The record is from RefSeq and is a predicted model, not a curated record. The transcript is spliced from 3 exons. NCBI's taxonomy places the organism in Eukaryota, Metazoa, Arthropoda, Insecta, Coleoptera, Chrysomelidae. Bases 401 to 796 code for a protein of 131 amino acids.
AUUGAACUUGACUCACAACGAUGUAAUAGCCAUUUUUAUUCCAUAUUAAAAAUUUCACAUUAUAUGAGCUUCAAGAUAAUUAGAAGUAUAAAUUUUAAUUUGAUAGUGAAUUUUCAAUAUAAUUGUUUAUUCGAACAUUAGUACACAAUCAAAGUUCAAAUGAACUAUGUAAGCCUAAUAUUAUAUAUGUAGACAACUAAAGUUGCUUCUAAUGUAUGCAAUAUAUAUCUUUCUUUUUUUAUUUACCGGAAAAAAAGAAUAAACUAUAUAGAGAUAUAGAAUAAAUCACAACCCAACAACUGAUUAGGUUUAUACUUGGGAAUAAUCGAAAGAAAAUAACUGAAUUGAACACAACAAAAAGUAUAUUUUAUUAUUUUCAAGUACCAAUACUAUAUAAACAAUGGCUAGUAAAAAUGAAACUCCAAAAAACGUUAAGAACACUAAUAAAGUUGAAAUUGAUCUUCGUGUGAAACAAGCCCAAUCACAGCGUGGAAAUGUUGCUCAGGUCAAGCUCAACGUAAAAACGAAAUGCGAGCAAAAAGCUGGAAAUUCGCCUCGUAAAAAUGUCCCCAAAACCCCUAAGGCCGUUGCCGAUGUACCAGAUCCCAAAUUCUUAUUGAAACAGCAGCAGAUCAUAAUAAAACAACAAAAUGCUAUGAUAAAACAACAACAAAAUAUGCUGGUACAACAACAAUUAGUUACUGUACCUCCAAAACCAGCUCAGGCACAACGACAAGCACCUAGAGGAAAAGGAGCACAAUCAAAACUUGUACUUAAUGUUAAGUUAGAGAAAUGAUUCGUUUCAACAUGACUUACGUUUAGAUAUUCAAUUUCUGAAAAACAGAAAUUAUUAUUUAUAUGAAUAGUGAACUAUUUUUCAAAAAAUUAUAGUUAAAAUUACUUUAAUCUAUUUUUGUAGGAUGGUUUUCCUUUCUAAAGUUAUACUUUUUAUUUUCAAAGUGCUACACUCAUAUUCAAGGAAUAAUUUUUAUAUCCAAAGUAACCUCUUGUUCUGAGGUUCAUUUACUUUAUCGUUUUCCUUUUUUUCCAUUUCGUAAGUAUCAGUUUGCAUUUGUUAUUAGUCUACUUUAUUGCUAUUUCUAGUUCAUGGAAAGAAAUAAUGUUAGCCACCAACUACUAUAACUUGCACUGUUUGGUUCUUCGUGUAGGUUCAUAUCCAGCUCGAAGGACCAAAUAGUGUAAUUAUAGUAUAGUAAAUAUAAAUUCACUAUAAAUGUUAUCAACAAUUCCACAAACAUUAACUUAACAUUACAUAUAUUACAGGAAUUAUAGAUUAUAAUAUGGAAUUUUAGCUAAAAACCACUGAAAGUACGAAAAAGUUGUGUAGUCACAAAAAUGACGGGGUUUAUUUUCUUUGACAAUAAUUUUUGACGGGUUACCGUCAGUAAUGUUUUUAGAUUAGGUAGUUGGCAUUACAGAACCAAGAGGGACGACUGCGGGUGCGUUCCCGACUCGGAAAGCGACAGAUAAGUGUACAGUGCUGUCAAAUUUUUUAAAAACUGUGCUCUUUUGAGUUUACUGGCCAACAAUGUGUUGUGUGUACCUUUUCCGACAGUAGUCAUGGAGUCGCACUGAUUCCUCACAUUCGAGAGCCUCACUUUCACUAGGGUGUCUAACCCACGGGUAACACAACUUAUUUUUAACAAGGGGGAGGAGGAAUCCCUUACAAACGGACACAAAAUGCAACGAUCCUUAAUUGUAAAAACACAAACGAAACAUGACAGACACGUAGCCACUUAUCCGCGGAGACUCAUGGCUCGACCUAUCUCAACUCCCGCCGCUCUCCUAGUUUCGCACCGCAAGGAGUCUCUCCUUUCCUCGUGAUAGACACAAUAAUGGGAUUGUGCACUGAUGAUUUUAAAACGUUUAUGAAGCUCUGACAACUCUAUGAGAUCAAAUUUAUUGAAAUUAAAAUAGAAAAUAAUUAUUGUACUUAUUAAUAAAUAAUUUUUAUUGUUAUUGUCCCAUAAAAUAAAGUCAAUAAUAAAAAUAACAUAUAAAUAGAAUAAUAAUAUUGUUGUAACAAAUUUAUAAAUUUUGAAUAAAUAAAAAAUACGUUGAUGAAUGAA